AAAACCACGAUGUCUCGCGUUAUCAACUUUGGAGCUGGCCCUUCUGCCCUCCCAGAGAGUGUUUUGCAGGAGGCGGCAUUGGGCUUACUUGACUUUGACGGCACUGGGAUCGGCAUCGCUGAGAUUUCCCAUCGCUCCAAACAGUUUACCGCCUUCCUCAACGACGUAGAGAGUCUUAUUUGCACCCAGCUAGAGGUACCUCCAACCCACAGUAUCCUCUUCACUCAGGGCGGUGGAACUGGCCAGUUUUCGGCUAUCGUGCUCAACCUGCUUGCUCGCCAUCGUCUGCUCCACCCUGACCUCGCCAACGAAGACCGCGUGCUAGACUAUGUCAUUACGGGUUCGUGGAGCAAAAAGGCGACUGAAGAGGCCAGAAGACUGGGUGGUGGACGCGUCAAUGUGGUCGUCGAUGCUAGGCCGUACUCGAAAGAUGCAAAGUCAUUCGACAAUAUUCCUCCCCACAACACCUACACGUUCUCGCCCGACCCCGCGCUGAUAUACUACUGCGAAAACGAGACAGUGGACGGUGUCCAGUUUUCGAGCGACGUGUCUUCUCCAAACUCUUUCCCCUUCCAUCUGUUGCCGCAAGAAGGACUGCUCCCCCUCGUCGCUGAUUAUUCAUCUUCGUUCAUGUCCAGACCGAUCACGCGACUGGCAGACCACGCAGUCAUCUACGCUGGCGCACAGAAGAAUAUUGGCCCCGCUGGUCUCACGAUUAUUAUCGUGCGCAAUGACUGUCUGGUUGAUGUUGACGCAGCAGCCAAGCUCGGCGCUAUACCCGUGCCCAUCUCAAUGUCCUACAAGACCCUGGCUGACGGCAACAGCGUCUACAACACACCGCCAGUGCUGCCGAUCUACAUAUCUGGCCUUGUUCUGCGUCGCAUGAAGGAGCUCGGAGGCGUGCAGUAUUUUGAGCAGCUUAAUAAGCGCAAGGCGGACAAACUCUACGCUGCCAUCCAGGCUGGGGAAGACAAGGGCCUGUUCAAGGCUAAGGUGCAAGAAGGCUCGCGCAGUCUGAUGAAUGUCGUCUUCGAUGUCAUAGGCGACGAGGCCAAAUUUGUCGCUGGGGCGGAGGAAAAGGGUAUGAAGGCCAUCAAGGGCCACCGCUCGGUCGGCGGGAUUCGCAUUUCCCUCUACAACGCAGUAACGGAGGAGCAGACAGAUGCAAUCGUCGAGUAUAUGAAACAAUUUGUGUCGGACACUGACACGCAGGGUCAGGCUUGA
This is a messenger RNA of Mycena indigotica, 1224 nucleotides long. RefSeq names its product Phosphoserine aminotransferase. NCBI's taxonomy places the organism in Eukaryota, Fungi, Basidiomycota, Agaricomycetes, Agaricales, Mycenaceae. The transcript has a single exon. Bases 10 to 1224 code for a protein of 404 amino acids. Gene Ontology annotation, cellular component: cytoplasm. Gene Ontology annotation, molecular function: O-phospho-L-serine:2-oxoglutarate transaminase activity; pyridoxal phosphate binding. The record is from RefSeq and is a predicted model, not a curated record. Gene Ontology annotation, biological process: L-serine biosynthetic process.